AUGUCGCACUCACCUCCUGCGGGGCACCAAAGUCUGAAAAGGAACAGAAAGAAGCAGGGGUGGUGGCAUUGGCAAGCCGCGUGCCUGUGCAUGGCGGGGGUCUUGGGAACAAUGAUGUGCCUUACAGUAAUGCAGCCACGAGUUGCACAGAGACACUCUGGCGGGAUGUCAUUGCAAAGCGUCCGAGCUGAAGAAACGCUGAAGACGACUCAUAUCGAAGGGCAUCAAGUGGAAGAGGACAGGGACCUGAGGAACUCUUCCGCUGAAAGACAGACGUCUUGCGCAGAUUCAGCGGGUAGCAGAGCAACUGGUGCUCCAAAAGUCAACCACGAUCGGGGAAGAACAAUAAAAGAAAUACUAGGUCGAGAGAAUGAAUUGGAGAAGCAUGAAAGAAAGGUCUUAGGCUCUGGGGUCUUUAGCAAGCUCGUGGCCACAAAACUUGGUCAGGGAAAGAAACAGGACCUUUUAGAUGGGCUCGAGUAUCAGCUAGGGGCUGAGCGAAUCCAAGAGCUUCUUGACACCGAUGUGCCAGUGAUGCUGAGCCAAAAGGCUUUGAGCAACCAAGACUUUGCUUUUUCUUGCGGGGGGAAUCUCACCGUGGAGUUUGCAACGAUGAAAGAGGUGGCGCAAGCGGAUGCCAGGCUCAAAGCAAUUCUGCCAGAGAAUGAUCUAUUGCGGCGGCCGGAGCAGAGAACCGUUGGAGACGCUCCUCUCAAGCGCUGUGCUGUGGUGGGCAACAGCGGCGACCUUCUCGAUCACGCGCACGGGGCAGAGAUCGACGGCUUCGACACAAUUAUCCGCUUCAACGCCGCACCCACACGGGGGUACGAGACUCACGUCGGGCGGAAGACCACGAUCCGCAUCCUGAACAUGGACUUCCUGCACUGGCCCCACGCGCGGGGCACGCUCGCGCUGUACACCGUCCGCAGCCAACGCGACGUCCGAAAAUUUUUGCACCACCAGCAGCCACGUGGCCCCAGCCCCGCGUUCCUCUUUCACCCUGAGUGGUGGUGCCACGUGUGGGAAUGGCUGGGAUACAGGAAGGUCAAGCCGAGCACCGGAUUCGCGGGCGUGGUCCUGGCUCUCCACUUUUGCUCCUCCGUCCAUUUAUUCGGCUUCAGAAUCUCCAAGCUGUCGGUGUAA
This is a messenger RNA of Klebsormidium nitens, 1143 nucleotides long. The record is from the annotation of a GenBank genome assembly. Lineage: Eukaryota; Viridiplantae; Streptophyta; Klebsormidiophyceae; Klebsormidiales; Klebsormidiaceae.